CAUCAACAUCAUCAGCAACAGACAGCAACAACAACAUUAAACUUCAUGGAUUAGAUCAUCUUCAAAUACUUGGGCUUUCUGCAAACACUUUAUCGGAUAGGUGCCUGAAGCACUUGGUCAAAAUCACAACGCUUCAAGCUGUUGAUUUAUCAUAUACUGAUGUGACCGAUGUCGCUAUCCAGUUUAUGAAACGAUAUCAAUACGAGGUGCUUUAUGCAGUAUCCCCACCACCCUCAUUGAGGCCACAGAUGGCAAUAUCUACACCCAUACGAAAGCACAAGCCUCUGUAUGUUGCCGACGACAACCCCACUCCUUUGUUAAUUACAUGGUCUCGUAUAUACGGUAAAAAAGUUGGCAACGAGCGACAACCCGUGCAAUACUUGGCUGCCAAGCAGCGUAAUCCUGCAUGCAACAUUAAGCCAAAUAGCGCACUGUUCAAGUUUGUUGGACAGCCCUUACUAUGUUUACAACAACGCACUCGUGUCUGUGGAUCAUACUUUGGGGACUUGAGCUUUGUUCGUCAAGCACCAAAACCAGUUGAUGACGCUGUUGAAACCAGCUUCACUACUGCGCCGUCGAGGGGUAUAAAACGCCCACGCAAUAAGAUCCACGAGUCUUCUCCCACGCCUCCUCACCCUCCUGCUCGGAAACAAAGCUGGCCAAACGCGUUGGAUUACUUGAAAAUGGUUGAAAAGGAUUUAGGCAUAUGAUCCUACUGCUACUACUUACCAUGUCGGUGCAUACAGAAACCAUCCCUCUUCUUCUUUGCUAGUGCUAGAUGUAAUCAAAUAUAUUCCAACAAGUUACCCCCCCCCCAUCUUCGACAUAGCACGCUGAAAACAGUCAAGUAUCUUGAAAGGAAAAGGUCUAGAGCUGGUGGGGCUUAUUGCGACAACGACAGAAUUACACCGUCAAAACACGCGCUUUCCUAAUCCGAACUACAUGCAGCUCUCCUCAAUAGUAGUGAUACUCUUCAAGCAUACACGAAAAAAAAAUAAAAAAGUAAUAUGCACCGGCUCAGUUCUGGGCAAAAAUAAGCCUAAACAUGCGAGAAAUUCAAAAGCUG
Molecule: messenger RNA, 1066 nt
Organism: Zychaea mexicana
Lineage: Eukaryota; Fungi; Mucoromycota; Mucoromycetes; Mucorales; Lichtheimiaceae
Exons: 2
Coding region: 186-710 (174 amino acids)
Source: RefSeq, a predicted model, not a curated record